AACCAGCCAACAAAUAUGGAGGCCACAGUCUAAGUAGAAACUCGUUAACUAAUUUUCAAUACUCUCCCAAAAUGAUACGUCAAAACCUUUACACAACAAGAAACCGAACAUAGACUUUGUAAAGGGAAAAUUCUUGUCAAAACUUCCUCUCUCUCUCUCUCUCUGCAGAAGACAAAACUGCUUAAAGGCCAUGGGAGAAGAAGUAGAGCCACAAGAGACACCGCUGUUACAGAAACAGGCAGCAGAAACUGCUCUCGAAAGAACUGGGACAUUAUGGACCGCAGUAGCACAUAUAAUAACAGGGGUGAUAGGCUCAGGAGUGCUGUCACUAGCUUGGAGCAUGGCGCAGUUAGGGUGGAUUGCAGGUCCAUUAACGAUGAUGUGUUUUGCAUUGGUUACCCUUCUUUCUACUUACCUUCUCUGCGACUGUUAUCGCUUCCCUCAUCCUGAACUUGGUCCUUCACGAAAUCGCUCUUACCUUCAAGCUGUUGAUGUCAGUUUAGGGAAAAAGGCUUCUUGGAUAUGUGGCAUCUUUGUAGAAUUAAGUUUAUAUGGGACAGGAAUUGCUUAUACCAUUACAUCUGCUAUCAGCAUGAGGGCGAUUAGGAAAUCGAACUGUUACCACAAAGAAGGGCAUAGCGCUGCCUGUGAAUUUUCAGACACUUCAUAUAUGCUAAUAUUUGGAGCUUUUCAAAUUAUAGUGUCCCAGAUACCAGAUUUCCAUAACAUGGAAUGGCUAUCAAUCCUUGCUGCAGUCAUGUCCUUCACAUACUCCUCCAUAGGAUUUGGACUUGGCCUUGCACAAGUUAUAGAGAAUGGAUAUGCAAUGGGUAGCAUUACAGGAGUGUCUGCUUCUAGUGCAGCAGAUAAAGUGUGGAAUAUAUCUCAAGCACUUGGGGAUAUCGCAUUUGCAUAUCCAUAUUCCCUAAUUCUUCUUGAAAUACAGGAUACAUUGAAAUCACCUCCAACGGAAAAUGAGACCAUGAGGAAAGCAUCCACAAUAGCACUAGUUGUCACAACGUUUUUCUAUCUAUGUUGUGGAGCCUUCGGAUAUGCAGCUUUUGGAGAAGAUACACCUGGAAAUCUCUUGACAGGAUUCGGAUUUUAUGAACCCUAUUGGCUUAUUGACUUUGCUAAUGCUUGUAUAGUGCUUCAUCUAGUUGGAGGUUAUCAGGUCUACAGCCAGCCUGUAUUUGCAACAAUCGAGAAAUGGUUUGCAGAGAGGCAUCCGGCCAGCAGAUUUAUAAACAAUAACUACAGCUUGAAACUCCCAUUGUUGCCAGCUUUCGGGUUAAACGCCUUCAGGAUAUGCUUCCGAACCCUAUAUGUAGUGUCGACAACCGCAAUCUCAAUGAUCUUUCCUUACUUCAACCAGAUGGGCAGAAUUCCAUGUUGUGAGAAGGAUAACGUAAAAAGGGGACAAUGGACACCUGAAGAAGACAACAAACUUUCUUCCUAUAUCGCCCAACAUGGAACCCGCAACUGGCGGCUUAUCCCCAAGAAUGCCGGUCUCCAAAGAUGCGGGAAGAGUUGCAGGCUGCGAUGGACAAAUUAUCUUCGUCCUGAUCUCAAGCACGGCCAAUUCACCGAUGCUGAAGAACAAACCAUUGUCAAGUUUCAUUCCGUUCUUGGCAACAGAUGGUCAGCAAUUGCAGCUCAGCUUCCUGGACGGACAGACAAUGAUGUCAAGAAUCACUGGAAUACUAAGCUGAAAAAGAAGCUUUCAGGUAUGGGUAUUGAUCCUGUCACACACAAGCCCUUCUCACACCUCAUGGCUGAGAUCGCCACCACGCUAGCAGCGCCACAGGUGGUUCACCUUGCAGAUGCAGCUCUAGGUUGCUUCAAGGAUGAAAUGCUUCACCUCCUCACUAAAAAGCGAAUCGACUUCCAGUUGCAACAGCCAAACUCCAAUGUGGCACCGGGGAACGCCUCAUCACCUUACAUAGUUGGUAAACACGACGAGAAUGAUGAUACUAUUGAGAAAAUCAAGCUUGGUUUAUCAAGAGCUAUGCAAGAACCUGGUAUGCUACCCCAAAACAAGACCUGGGACUCUACAGGUGCAACAUCUGCAAAUUUUGCAGGGGACUGCAGUGGUUUCCCUGCAUCAAUCAGCGGAUUUCAAUGCAGGCCAGCUUUCGGCAACGAAGGGGCUGUAUCACCAUGGAGCCAGAGUAUGUGCACUGGAAGCACAUGCACAGCCGGAGAUCAACAAGGUCGGUUGCAUGAAAAACUAGAGGUUGAGAAUGGUGAGGAAUCUGAAGGUGGAAAAGAGAUUAGGAACAGCUCCAGUAUAUUUAAUACAGACUGUGUAUUAUGGGAUUUACCCUCUGAUGACUUGAUGAAUCCUAUAGUUUAAGCACUUUACAUGACAGAGAGGAGGCAAAGACAAGGCACCCUACUUACCAAGUAACAAUAAAACUUCUUAUUGCAAUGACAAAUGAAGCAAAUGUAAAUAAAACUUCAUUUCUAGAUUAUACAAUAUGAAAUCAAGAAUUACACUAUUUCCUGCUAA
Ricinus communis (castor bean) is the source of this 2512-nucleotide messenger RNA. Its product is annotated as probable amino acid permease 7. NCBI's taxonomy places the organism in Eukaryota, Viridiplantae, Streptophyta, Magnoliopsida, Malpighiales, Euphorbiaceae. The record is from RefSeq and is a predicted model, not a curated record. The transcript has 10 exons. Bases 191 to 2356 code for a protein of 721 amino acids.